This is a messenger RNA of Aedes aegypti (yellow fever mosquito), 16438 nucleotides long. RefSeq names its product protein purity of essence (gene poe). Gene Ontology annotation, molecular function: protein binding; zinc ion binding. The record is from RefSeq and is a predicted model, not a curated record. Bases 33 to 16133 code for a protein of 5366 amino acids. The transcript has 9 exons. Lineage: Eukaryota; Metazoa; Arthropoda; Insecta; Diptera; Culicidae.
GCAGUGUAGUUUUUUCACAAAAGAAAACCAAGAUGGCUGCACAUUCAGGAGGAGUAGAUUGGGCUGCCGUUUUAAAGCCGUUUUUAGGCAGUUCAAGUGAAAAUGUUAGCAAAAACGAUGUGCUCAGUUUAGUGAAAACCAUCAUCCAAAGUGAAAAUGAAAUUCUCGACCAUGACGCCGGCCACAAGCAGUUUUUCGACAGCUUUGUCGUGUUGGCAGCAGAAAAUCUCACCAACCAAGUCACGUCACUUUCGCAAACACAGCUUCCGCAAAUUGCCGAAGCGGCCACCGUCCUGAUUCGCUACAUCCUGCAACAUCUGGACACGCAAGCACCGAACAAGCCCAGCAUUCUGCUGAUGGCUCUCAAAGUUCUAUGCGAAGGCCGCAAGGAAUCGGAACAUUCGACAAGCAACACAUCGGCCUCGUCCAUUAUCUCCGCGUCCGGAAUGAAAUAUCUGAAGUAUCCGGAAGUGCACGGCAAAUCGCCCUCGGUGGGCAGUGGCGGUGGACCGUCCGGUGUCGUUGUAAGUUCCGGCGGAAGCGGAUCGGAGAAAGAAAGCCCCAAAAGCGAAAUGAAACGCUCGCGGUCGGAUCUAUCGACCGUAAUCCUGCAACAGCUCACCACUCCGCUCGGUGCUGGAGUGUUCACAUUUGCUGCACUCAGCGAGGAGCAAAUCGAUUGCACGGAACUUUUCGUCAAAUCAAACCUACAAUGUCUACAAGCCACCAACGGAGGAGAUCUGCUCUUCAAGUGGUGUACCAACUCCUUGCCCACGUUGGCUAAGUACCGCACAAAGUAUGAGGAAUGCACCGUUCAAGGAAAACCCCUAUACCUACCGAUUACAACUGUGGAAGCCGGAGCUGUCAAAGCCAACCUUUCACACAUCGAAUCAGAUAUUUCCAACAUGCUGCUCGCGGUUUCGUUGCCACUUGUUGAACCACUGACCCCGACCAAGAUUGCACUUCUCUCCCAGUGUGCUAUGUCCGCCUUGUAUUGCGCCGUUCUAACGUCAACAGCGAUCAGCGUUUUGGCAAUGGCCGCUAGUGGUUCGCAGAAAAGUGCGUCAUCCACACAACUGCAGCAGAAGGAACAACAAUCGUCAAGCAAUCAGUCACAGAAGGAAAGCGAUGAUGAAGAAGAUUACGCCCGAAUUGUGGUGGAUCGCGCUUUGGAGAUAUUCACCAAGAUUGGUACCAUUUUGAAAAACUCCACCCGAACUCAUAUUUAUCAGAAUCACGUCUGUAUGGGAGCAUGGUUGUUGAUAUCCGGAAUCCAAGGAACCAUGGGCGCUUCUGGAAAUCCCAGUGGCAGCACUGUCCAACAGACGGCUUCUGUAAAAACUUCCGAAGAAAGCUUGAAAGGAAGAAGCCCUUUGAAAACGCUCGACGUGCCCCAAAUGGCCUCAACGGCAGCACCGACGCCUGCUUUACGUGUGAAUCUGUUCAAAGUUCAACAAGGCUUCGGAGUACUUAACGCGGCAAUUGCUCGACACAGUAUCACGCUCCUGACUGAGCUGAUCGAUGAUUUGAAGAUUGACUCACGUUCAGACGAUGAGGAAUACAGUAGCAUUGAGUCUGCAGGAUUCGACAUCCUCGGCCAAUAUACAUCCAUACAAAGAGUCGUUCGCGUUUUGAACAGCGCCACCUUACAACAACUAAUGACCUUCUUGGCGACUGUAUCAUAUCGAAAGGCAUGUACCCUGCGUAGAAUAAACACCAAGAACACGAACGAAGGUGAACCCAUGAGUUACAGCGACUCGACGACGUAUUACAAUGAUACUUUCUCAUGUUCCGAAGAAAGCGAACCGGAGGAGGAAGACAGCGACAGCUACCUGGGCCUUUGGUUCAAGGAAACACUUUCUCCUGAAGCCAAUGAAGAAAUGACCGAAUCACAGGAGCAGGAGAAGAAAGACGAAAAGCGUCACGGAAGCAACCUUGUUCCAGCCAAGGACGAACCACACGAAUAUCUCAACUUGAGUUCUUUGAUUUUCAACUUCUUUGACACGUCGCUUGGCGGUCAUCAUAUCUAUCUGAAUCGCUACGUGAGAACCGGUCUAAGCGAGCAACAGAUGGUGUUACUUGCUAACAUUCUCCGUGAUCUUGAUCGCGACUCGGCUCGAGGUGAUCCAGAAAACUCCGGCUGCCUCCAGUGGCAAAACGCCAUGGUCAAAUUCUCCGGUGCAGUUGGACGUUAUCUCCACAAUUUAAUAUCCAACUCCUUGCUAAACGAAUCGCUGCAAUCAGCUCUUCUGCUUCAUCUCGGUGUUUCACCAUGGACUCAGGAUUCCAACAUCUGGCCGCUUCAGGUUUACUCCAGAACAUUAGCCGUGCUCGUUCAGAUACUUCUGCUGAAACCAUCGCAAGAAAAGGAAGCAGCUUGCCUCUCAGUUUGGCAUCGCCUAGUGAACACACUUGUCGAAGGAGUCUGUUCAAACCAGAUGAUCCCGACGGAAUCCGAAAUCGAAGAUCUCAACGUAGAGCAUGCACAACUGCUACUGUUUUUGUUCCACUCCCUGAACCUUAUGCAGAAGAAAUCCAUCUUACUGCUUACUGCCGGAGGUGUGAUUCGUUGCUCCGAAGUUUGUCGCUCCGUAACUCCAGAGAAGCCGUUACGUGACCACCAAAUUAUGCUUUUAUCGAGAUUGUUGCUGUUCCUGGAAUAUCUCAUGAAACACUUGUACAAUCCUCCGAACGUGCUGCUCGAGCAGGUCCGUUGGAACCUUUUCAGCGUGUUCACAUUGGAUUCCGAGCAAAAAAUUGCCGAUCUCAUCAAUUAUAAAACCAAAAUGAUGUCCUUCUGCCGCAAAGACAUCGAAGACAAGCACCGCAAGCUGGCCAAUGAAUUCAGCGUCAGCGGAGUCAAGCCGAAGUUCUACUCGUUGACCACGGUAGACACGAAAAUUCAACAGGAAUUCAAACUAGACGGUCUGGCGUGGAAUUUCAUCUUGUGCACUCCGGACAAGCUCAAAUACCCCUGGUUGAUCGACGCGCUCAUCGACAUUCUCAGCAUCACGGAUAUGUGCCUGGCGAAAAUUCCCUUCCAAACGCUCUGUGCGGUGCACUACUGCUUCAGUCUGUGCUGGAAGCUGUUACUCGGACUGCCACCUUCGACGCAGCAUGUGGAGGCUCUGAUGCAGGAAAAGGUUCCCAAUUUGCACUCGCUGUUGUGGUCGAUCCGCUGCUUGCAUCCGAUCACCCAUUCGCACUAUCUGAUUGUUAACAGUUUGGUCAAACAGGGCAUGUAUACACAAUCGGCGGAGGCGCUGUGGAAUCGUCUUACGGACCAUGUAUCAGAUAUGAAGUACAGCUUGAAGCUAACGGUGCUUGGUCUGGAAUCUUUUGCUAGCUCGUUCAAUCCGGAGCAACCACGUCUGUCCAAGAUUAUCCUACUGGACAGCUUAGUAUCGCAUCUUUACGCCAUCUGUUGGGCCGAAAAGGAAGGGGUCAACAUUAAAACCAAAUCGACGAAUAACAGCAGCAGCUCGUCCAGCAGUACCAGCAGCAGCAGUUCAACCAGCAGCAACAGCAGCUCGACGUCGUCCAGCUCCAACGCUAGCGAUUCUAGUGUGGCUAGCGGAGGACAACAACUCACCGUUACAACUGGAGCAGCUACAACCGCCGAUGCUUCCAGCACCACUGGCCCGGGAAUGGAAACGGUCAAGAUGGCAUCUAGGAAUGAUCUCACUCGUAAUUUGAUGUCAAAGUUGAUGGAAGUUCUCGAGAUAGUGAAGGAAGCAACCUACAAGACGAUGUUCCAGAAUCUGAGUGGACAGAUUCCUGCUUCACUGAUUGAGCCACUGAUCGCCAUAUGUGGUUCGAAGAACACAUUCUGUCAAGAUUUAUCCGGCCAACUGGUGGCCUUGAUCACUGGUCAGGACAAGGACGUAAUCUCUGUGGAAUGGCGUAAGAAUCUUACUAUAGGUAGUGAGGACAACUUUACCAGUGGAUCAUUCCCUGUUGAAGUGCACACCUUAACUGUCAUCGAUGGCCAUUUGACGGAAACAUCGAAGCACCUGUCCUAUUCGAUCCUACUGUCACUGAAGCACGCUUUGAAGUCAUGCGUCAACUUAAUUUACUACAUGCUACCGAACUACGACGACAAACAGCUCGACGAAGAGCUAAAAGAGAUUCUUAUCCCUAUGAUUUUUGAUCUUCGGGCAGAAUAUCUGUAUGAUGUGGUCAACAAAUGUCUGGAAUCACUGCUAGGUGGUGAUUCGAAUUCGGAAACCUAUCAACUGUUGGCAUAUUCAAACAUUCUUCGUCGUAGUUAUCAAUUUUUGAUCGAAUACACGGAAUUAUCCGCCCAAGGACAAACAGUUAACAUUGACGAAACUGUACUUCACAACAUCAUCAAAUUCUGGGAAACGAUGUUGGAUAAAACCAUCGGACUGAAAGCCAUGCGAGAGUUCUUCUACGAGAGCAAAAAGGGCAAUCUGGUGCAAAUUUUGCUCUCAUUCACGGGCACGAACCUGUCCCAGAAGUAUUCAACAAAAGUUCUUCAAUUCUUCGAGAAAUUAUUCGCCGCUUCGGAGAAACUCGAUGCCCAAUUCGACGAGGAAGAAGUGAGUAGCUGCAUUGCUGAACUUGUGAACGCCGAUGCACCGAAACUCAAAAGCUGGUUGAGUCACAUUCUGCUCGGUCCUAGAGGAGCCAGCCUAACCACUGGGGGAUCGAAUGCAUCAAGUAACGUACCAACCCCAACCAACAUGGCGACCGUGUCGGCGAUUCCGAGCAUCACUGAUCAAUUGGCCGUUUCAGCCACUUCUGAUAACAAUACCGCCAACAAUGCUUCGGUGGGAGGCGAUCCGGAUGCCAUGGACAUUGAUUACGAGUGCAUGGCUAUGCCCUGGCAGAGGGAGAUGAGUCGUACCGGAAACGAUACCGUAGAUGAAGCUCUGGAGAAAAACGGCAAACUUUUGCAAGCUUUGGUAAAAUACAUUGUCGCAGAGAACAGAAUCGCACAGUCUGUCUCUGAAUCUCUGUUCCAGGCUUUGAUUCAAAUCGGACACAAUUUGCUAUGUCCCGUUCAAGAAGCUAUCGAGUUUGCCGAUUUGCUGCAGGUCAUGAUUACAUUGGCUGACGCUGGAAAAGGCCGUGGCCACGCAAUGCUGUUUACGGCAGCUAUCGAUUGGCUGGAGAUCUCCAAGAAUCAAGUACUGGAAGGUAAAUCAUCCAAAAGUGGAUCAAAGGCUGCGGUUCAACUGGAGAAUGUAACUGCCAUUUUGAAAUACAUGAGCGAUCUGCUGCAAGGUUUGGGAUCAAAUGGAAGCCGUUCUAUCAAUCCUCCAUGGGACGACGAAACACCACUUGAUGCGGAAGAUAUUCUGGAUGAUCUCGGAGGCGAUGACGAUGAUAGUGCUGUAGAAGAUUCUGACGAAGACAGUCUCAGCAAUAAGCUUUGCACUUUCUCGAUAACCCAGAAAGAUUUUAUGAAUCAGCACUGGUACUACUGUCACACAUGCAAAAUGGUUGACGGCGUUGGUGUCUGUUCUGUUUGCGCCCGAGUUUGUCACAAAAACCACGACAUCAGCUAUGCUAAGUAUGGCAACUUCUUCUGUGACUGCGGGGCAAAGGAAGAUGGAUCUUGCCAAGCCUUGUCACGAAGAAGUAAUUCAGGGCAUGGCGAAGAUUCGAUUCUGGGAUCAGCGAUGCCAAGAUCAUCCGAUGCUGAUUCUGUCUUGUUGACAAGUUCAUUGAGACGUAGAGCAUCAAGCCCAACCGGACAACCGAACCAGCCUGGAAUCAGUCAAAUGUCCGAAAAGGAACAACUGCUGGCGAAAAUCAUCGAAAGCUCCAAGGAAGCUUUAAGCAAUCCCGAUCAAUGGAAAGUCGUUGUAAAGAGUAUUUUGUCGUUCUUCAACUCGAUAAUGCCAACGAUCAAGGAUCACUGCGCCAAAUAUUCCACAGUGGGAUGUCAUCUUCGCGCUCGCAACGCUUUAGAACGUCUGCAUCAACCAGAAAAGUCAUACUCCUUCAGUGAUCAGAUUAUGGUCGCCACCCUUGGGUCGCAAGAAGGAGCAUUCGAGAAUGUCCGGAUGAAUUUCUCCGGAGAGCAAGGGCAAACCAUCAAACAGUUGUUAUCAACAAACCUGGUACGUCGUGUAGCCUUGUGUUGCCUGGCUUCUCCACAUGGCAAACGUCAACAACUAGCCGUGUCACAUGAAAAAGGCAAGGUCACCAUUUUACAACUAUCUGCAUUGCUGAAGCAAGCCGACGCCGCGAAAAAGAAACUUACCCUUACGAGACUUGCAUCUGCGCCGAUUCCAUGCACGGUCUUGUCAUUGGCGUCCAAUCCCGCGAAUGAAGAUUUCCUUGCAGUUUGUGGAUUGAAAGAAUGUCAUAUCCUCACGUUCACCAGCACUGGAGCUACAAACGAACACAUUGUUCUAACGCCCCAACUUGAAACCGGAAAUUUCAUCAAGCGAGCCAUCUGGCUACCAUGCUCACAAACCAAACUGGCCUUGGUUACAGCAGAUUUCGUUAAGAUCUACGAUCUGGCAGAAGAUAGCUACAGUCCACAGUACUAUUUCCUCGUGCCGAGCGGUAAGAUCAGAGAUUGCACGUUUGUGCAUCAAGAAGACACAUAUUACAUGUUGAUCAUGUCCUCUCACGGAUAUAUCUACACACAACCUCUAACUGACGAAAGUCUGGCCAAGCAUGGUCCAUUCUACGUCACCAGCACUCUCGAACUGGACCAUCCCUCAAUAACCGAUGACAACGGACAAAUCUUGGCCGGAGGAGUCUCGAUUUAUUAUUCUCACGUCCUACAGAUGUUGUUCUUCAGCUACGUGGCUGGUCGAAACUUUAUGGCGCCACUAACGAACGUUAAUCAAGGCGUCAAAUGCGUGAUCAACCUGAUCUGCAAUCCUGCGUCGAAAGUUUUCUCCAAAUCGUUGACGCAACCCUUGUGUCAGUGGACCGAAAUUCCCGGACAUCCAGGCCUCAUCUGUGCGAUGAUGCAAAAUCUGAACAAUCCGGUCAUUUUCAUGAUCAAACCAGACGGUUACGUUGCCCAAGAGAUCAAGGCACAGAACGCGAAGGCCAAAAUCAUGGACAUGGUAGCCAUUCGUCAUUCGGUAUCCGGGGUGGAGAAGACCACUUUGAUUCUGUUGUGUGAGGAUGGAAGUCUGCGAAUCUACGCUGCUCAUCCUGAAAACACCGGCUACUGGUUAUCGCCGGAAAUUCAACCUAUAGGCCACCAAUUCCAGACAGGGGCUUACUCAAAGUCUAGAAAAUCGAAGAAGUCAAGCAAGCAAAGCAGUGGAAAUCAAGCAAGUGGCAAGAGUGGAGUGGGAUCCGCUCCAACUUUCCCGAUCGAUUUCUUCGAGCACUGUACCCUGAUGAACGAGGUCGAGUAUGGAGGAAACGAUUUGCUGCAGAUCUACAAUACCCAACACUUGAAACAUCGCCUUAAUUCCACCGGGUUGUAUGUUACUUCUACCCGGGCCAGUGGAUUCACACUGGAUGUCAUGAAUAACGAUCCCAACAUGGUUAUGACAGGAAUCCGCAUUUCCAUCGGGUCACAAGACGUCAGCAAAGCUCCGCAGAGCGUUACUAUACUUGGACGUGUUGUGCCAACGGUUGCAACUCGUGCCCGUUGGUUUGAUAUCCCGAUGACCAGGGAAGAGAGCCUCCAAAGCGAUAAGAAGCUUAGCAUACUUUUUGGACCCUCGCAGGAUGCGGAAAAUAUCACUAUUCUGGACAGUAUCAAAAUCUACGGUAAAACAAAGGACGUAUUUGGUUGGCCAGAAGAAACGGAAGAUGUGGGUUCAUCGCAGUUGAACUCGGCAACUCAAACGCCGGGACAAAUGGCAAAUUCGCUGAAUGGCGGUGAUAACGGUGAUGGAAAUGGUGGCUCAAGUUUGAUGAUCACUCCGCUGGACAAGAUGGUAUCCACGAUGCUUCAAGUGCUGGACAGUGGAUUGUCUCUGCUGGGCGGACCAACCGGCGAUGAGGGUUGCAAACAGGCUGCCGUCGAUGUUGCCACUUCCCUAGUCUUGUAUCCCACAACCAACAUGGUUCAACAAGACGCUCGCAAUGUGCUUGUCACAUGCCAUCCAAAUAAGACAGCAUACCAUGCUUACAAGGACAAAGAAAUACUUGCAGAUAUCAACGCUCAGCUCAAAAAGAUGGCCGAUGCCAGAGACUACAAAUUUAUCGAUCCAGAAGCAUUCUAUCGAGUGGUUCUGAUGACUCGUAGCAUCGCCAUACAGAGACCACAAGCACUCACUAAGAUUUGCUCCGAGAAUCAAUUCCCAAUCUUGCAACAGCUAAUGCAACUGAUGAAGGACUUGUAUAAAAUCACGCCUGCCUACGAGGAACCUUUGGCAAUUGUGAAACAAGGUCUGUCGCAUGUUGAAGCCGUUGUUUACUCACUAGUAGAGAUUAUCUACGCAUUUGCACUGUCCGAUAGCGAAAUGAUUGAGUCGAUGGCCAAGUUCUUCGUCGAGCUGCUGUUGGAUCCUGCACCGAUCAUAAGCCAUAGUGCAAAACAGGCGAUGAUUCGCCUUCUGAGACCGAAAAUUCGACGUCGUAAAGUGCUCAUCGAAAGCCCACCGGUUUGCUCAACUCCUACUCCAUCGACGGUGACCUCGAUUGUAGCCGGGCCUUCAACAUCUGCUGGACCAUCAUCGUCGGCCGGUGCUGUAGGAGGAUCCGUAGCAUCAGGAUCCAGUGGUCUUGCUGUUGGUGGUGCUGCUGCAAACGAGGAAUUCGCAGGAGCAAUGCAAGAAGUAGAUGCCAUAGAAUCCCUUGGUCUGGAGCCAUCCGGUGGAAAUCAGGCCUUGGCAUCAUUGGAGGCUUUGUUAGGAGUGGGUUUCCCGCAUUUGCUGGAAGCUCCUGACGCAGACGAUGAAACCAUUAUGGAAAUAGCUAUCGCAUUGAGUUUGCAAGACAACGAGACGGAUUUGGCUGCUUUGCAGCAAAGUAUCGCCCAAUACCAGGGCAGAAAUCGCAACCAAGCUCAAGGACUGCCAGCGGCGAUUGCGGGAGGUUCUUCAUUCAACGUUGAGUCCAACGCUUCAGGUGGUGGUUCCGAUGAUGAUGAAAUAUCGAACGUUGCUACAGAAGGUUCAACAUUGCGAACAUCCCCAGCUGGAGAACACGCCGGAAGUGGUAGCGGUGGAUCGGAAAGUGGUUGUAGCGGAGUUGAAAGCAUUGGUGGAACAUCAGGAAGAAGCUCAACCUAUGAAGAGCAACCGAAUCCAUCUCCUCCAAGGACCUCCGGGGUUGAUCAAAUUCCACCACAACCGGUGGCUCCUCCAGAAACUGAAGAAACCGGAGGUGAAAAUGCUUGCAAACUGCACGUGCUAAGGUACUCUAUCCUGAACAAACUCGUUGAUAACUUCGCCACAUUGGACACAGUUAACGGCUCGCAAUGUAUUCCAUUUAUGCAAGUUAUUCUGAUGUUGACUUCCGAUUUGGACGGAAGUCAAGAAGCUGACCAACAAGUGAUGAAUCGCUUACUGCAAGCAUUGAUUGACCGUCUCGAGAUACCCACUACGAAAACCUACCAGAUGUCGAAUCGCACAUCGAAAACCGAAGUGCAACUCAUCAUUCUUCGCCUGGUCGGAGUACUAAUGGGUAAGGUGAAAUCAAAAUCGUCGUCAUCAUCUGCUGCGGGCGGAUCUUCAUCCGUUGUAAGCCAAGCCGUUCUCGACAAUGCUUCCUUCGUAGCACAAGCAACUGCCAACGCUCUGAUGAAGAACAAUGCGAUUCCAUACUGUCUGAUGAUUAUGGAGUCCUUCCUCCCUCACUGGAAGAAUGUUGCCAACAAUGAAGAACUUCUUUCCGGCACGACCACGGCUAACACCAAUACUGGCCCAGUAAUUACAACGCCUGGGGGAGCUCCAACUAACAAUCUACUUAAAGCGACCCUCUAUGGACUCUCGCCCGAUAUGCAGCCGUUCUUUGCCCGGCAGUGUGUCAAAGGCUGCACCGAUGUUUUCGAGCUGUACCCACAAGUUCUCACAGAGAUGGCAGUGCGUUUGCCUUACCAAAUACUUAAGCUUUCGUCGGGUCAUCCGUCAUCACACGAUUGGUAUCAUCUGCUGUGUGAAUACAUGACAAACACUCUGUGCGAGUAUAUGAUGUACAUGCAGUCGCCUGGGUUGCGUCGACAAGUUCGCAAGCUUCUGUUGUAUAUCUGUGGCAACAAGGAAAAAUAUCGCCAGCUACGUGAUCUUCACUCGCUGGACACUCACAUGAAAGCCGUUAAAGAUUGUUGCGACGGCAGUGCCCCGCCGAUUUCAUCCAUUGGAUCCAGCACGAGUGCAAUUCUAAGCUACGAUGCACUCGUUGAACUGACCGAACACUUCCGAGCUUGUCAGGAAAUUGCUUCAAUUCGUACCGGAAACUGGCAGAAAUUCUGCGUUCGUAACUCCGAUAUUCUCCCAUCUCUGCUGAACAUCAGCUGCUGCCAGUUGGAAGAAGGUGUUUCUUCAAUCAUCCUGCAAUUGCUGCAAUCGGCCAUCUGUAACACCCAAGGAGUCAAACAGGAUUCGGGAUCGGCAUCCGCAACGAGCAUGAAAAUAUCAGUGCUGAAAGAACGCAAAGAUCGAGACAAAUCCGAGGAAUCCGACACAGCAACGGAGUCGAAAUUCGAUCCGGCUCAAUGCGUGGCUCUAGUGACUCAAAUUUUCAACCAAGUACCGUUCCAAAACCUGACCAAAUUCAUUCGAAGCUUCCUCCUGGAGACAAACUCAACUGCCAUACGUUGGCAAGCCCAUAGUUUGGUGUACGCCUUCUAUGAAAAUAGUAGCGAAGCCAACAAGGAAAUGCUCCUGCAAUGCCUGUGGGGACUUUGGCCACUGCUACCGGCGUAUGGAAAACGAACGGCUCAAUUUGUAGAUCUAUUGGGUUUCCUUACGCUCAACACAAAAUCAUUGAGCGACAAGCUUCCCGACUACACGGCUCAAGCAGUUUCUGUUCUGCGGCAGCAAAAUGAGUUGCUAUCAAAACAUCCAAACGCCCCCAUUUACACUGCCCUUGGGCACGUCCUGGAGUUGGAAGGAUUUUAUCUGGAGUCUGAACCGUGCUUGGUAUGCAACAAUCCCGAAGUACCCUACUCAAACAUCAAACUUUCCACGGUCAAGGUGGAUUCCAAGUUCACAACAACUACAACCAUCGUAAAACUUGUUCAAAGUCACACGAUUUCGAAGAUCAUCCUUCGUAUUGCUGACCUGAAAAGAGCAAAGAUGGUGCGCACUAUCAACAUUUACUACAACAAUCGAACUGUGCAGGCCGUAGUGGAACUCAAAAAUCGGCCCUCAAUGUGGCACAAGGCUCGUAAGGUGACUCUCCAGUCGGGACAAACGGAUGUCAAGAUUGAUUUCUCCCUUCCGAUAACGGCAUGUAAUUUGAUGAUCGAGUAUGCCGACUUCUACGAAACCGUCAGCGGAUCCAGUGAAAGCCUUCAGUGUCCUCGUUGCAGCGCCGUGGUAGCAGCUAAUCCGGGUGUUUGCGGUAACUGUGGCGAGAAUGUGUUCCAGUGUCACAAGUGUCGUGCCAUCAACUACGACGAAAAGGAUCCGUUCCUCUGUCAUUCGUGUGGUUUUUGCAAGUAUGCCAAAUUCGAUUACAGCAUCUUCGGAAGAGCAUGCUGCGCUGUGGAUCCAAUAGAAUCGGCUGAAGAUCGAACCAAAACGGUGCAAACCAUCCAUGCAUCACUGGACAAGGCCGAUCGUUCGUACAAAACGUUACAGAACAAUAAGCAAAUAUUGGAACUGCUUGUCCAGAAGGUGGCUGAGCAUAAGCUGGAUCGAACACUGGAUGAAACGUUGAUCGGGUCGGUUGUUGGUUCGUCGCAGGUGAAUAAAGUGAUCCAGUUGCUGGCGCAAAAGUACUGCGUGGAGUCCAAGUCAACGUUUGAAGAGCUGAGCAAGAUCAUUCAAAAAGUGCAGGCUUGUAGAAGAGAAUUAGUGGCGUAUGAUCGUAGUCAGAUGGACGCAGCAAGUGGCGGACCGAUAGCUGCUGGAUCUCCGUCGGAUAAGGCCGUUGCGCUCAAUAAAUGCUACGGUUGCGCCCUGGCAUCGACGGAACAAUGCUUGACGCUGUUGAGAGCAAUGGCAUCCAACAUGCCGUGCCGUGUGGGACUCUGCAAUCAGGGUCUGGUGCAGGAGCUAGCUCUGAACAAUUUGCGUCGUGGAACAAAUCAAAUCCAGGAUGAAGUUCGGCAAUUGCUUUGCCUGUUGACUCGAGACCUACCGGACGCGACCUCUGAUUUGUGUCAGUUGUUGCAGGAUCGAGUAAAAAUGGCGCUCAGCGGAACAGUUCCGUUGGCUAACCUGGACUCGGCCGUACGACACGAAAUGGGCCUGCUGGAAGCAAUGACAGCACAGGACGAUUCAUGUUGGGAACUGAAGCUGCGGACAGUAAUUGAAUUGUUCUUGCAAGCGUCAAGGGAUGUCCGUGGACCUGCAGUAGCCGUAAUUCAACCAUGUUUGCGUAUAGUGCAGUCGUUGAUGUGUCCACCGUUGCCAAUCAGCAAAACUAACAAAGAUUUGACGACCCAGGAUUUAUGUACCGUGCAGCCAACCGAGGGACUCACCAUAAGCUACGAGAAGUGGAUUACCGGAGAUCCGCAGCAUUCAUUCGCGGCAUGGAAAGCCCGCAUGCCACCAAUCACCGGUACAGCGACACCACGUGCCGAGGACAGUUCUAUACAGAUGACACUAGCGGCAGAUUCAGCUGCUGGAGAAACAGACGCUACGACACCAAUUAGCAGCUAUCGCUCGGUAUUGGAACAGAAACGCAACCGAUACCGUAAGGCAUAUCUUCAUGAAAAAUACGGAAAGCGUUGGCGUCAAAAAGUGCUCAACAAAGGCGUGAAUGCGGUUCCGUUGGAGCUGACAGCAGCCUGGUUGCAACCGGUUCUUUUCAAUACCAACUCUCGCCUGGGACGCCAGCUAGCUUGUGCUUUGGUAACAUCCCUCAGUAGAACUCCGGAACGCAAACGGGAGAUACUGGAUUUGCUCACUAGUUUCCUCAAAAACAUCGGCGAAUGUGGUGAAGCUAGUGCUGAAUUCAUCGCUCUCUAUCGUAUUCUAGCCGAUGAGACUCCAUGGCGUCAGUAUUUGGCGUUAAAGGGAGUCCUCUCGUUGAUUGCCGAUUUGUUAACUGUGGAAAUCGAAAAAAUCCAUCGCCUGGAGGAGACAACUCUUUCCUCGGAUCUGGCACAGGGUUACGCUUUGAGACAGUUGGUAGAAAUGAUGGCGAUGUUCUUGGACAACCCGCCAAUUAGAAAAGCCUUCAAAGGCAAACUGCUAGGAUCUGUCUUACAAGGUUACUUGAACUUGCGGAAGCUGGUGGUGCAAAGAACUCGCUUGAUCGACGAUGCUCAAGAAAAAUUGCUGGAAAUGCUGGAAGAAAUGACCACCGGAACGGAGGAAGAAACUGCAGCAUUCAUGGCUGUUUGCAUUGAUACCGUUCGGAAGACACCUACAUCGGACGUCAAAACUCCUGUGUUCAUGUUUGAACGACUUUGCUCUAUUAUUCAUCCUGAAGAGAACGAUGUGGGAGAGUUCUUCUUAACGCUGGAGAAAGAUCCCCAGCAGGAAGAUUUCUUGCAAGGGAGGAUGUUGGGUAACCCGUAUCCAUCGAACGAAGCUGGUUUGGGUCCAUUGAUGAGAGAUGUCAAGAACAAGAUUUGCAUUGAUUGUGAACUGGUAGCUCUGCUGGAUGACGACAAUGGAAUGGAACUGCUGGUGCACAACAAGAUUAUCAGUUUGGAUUUGCCGGUGAAGGAAGUCUACAAGAAGGUCUGGCUUCAAGAAGGAGGGGAACGCGAUGCAAUGAGAAUCGUGUAUCGCAUGCGUGGUCUUCUAGGAGAUGCAACCGAAGAAUUCAUCGAAACCCUGAAUGCCAAGAGCCAAGAAGAAGUGGACAACGAACAACUGUAUCGCAUGGCAAAUGUUCUGGCAGAUUGUGAUGGUCUGAAAGUGAUGCUUGAUCGAAUUGGCAGCCUACAGAACGUAUCGAGAUCAAGAACCUUGUUGCAAGUACUGCUAAAACUGUUCUUGCUAAGCGUGAAAGUUCGUCGUUGUCAAGAGGUUCUCUGUCAACCGGAACUGGGAGCAAUUAACACCCUUUUGAAAGUGCUUCAAUUGUGUUUGCAAAGCGAAAAUGAUGCCCAACAAUCGGCAGUGACUGAACAGCUGUUGGAAAUCAUGGAAACCAUUCUUUCAAAGGCGGCAUCCGACACUCUCGAUUCGUUCUUGCAAUUUUCACUCACCUUCGGAGGACCCGAAUACGUACAAGCUCUGUUGUCAUGUACAAACUGCGCAAAUGUACGCAACAGCCCGUCGGUUUUGCGGCACCUCAUUCGAGUUUUAGCAGCCCUCGUGUAUGGCAAUGACAUCAAGAUGGCUUUGCUAUGUGAACACUUCAAAGAAGUUUUCGAUUUCAACAAGUUUGACGCCGACCGUUCUCCGGAAGAUGAGUUUAAGAUGGAACUUUUCUGCGUUCUGACCACAGGCAUCGAACAUAACUCAAUCGGUGGUAUUUUGAAGGAUUACAUCAUGAGUCUGGGCAUCGUGGAUAAAGCUUUGGAGUAUAUCAAGAGUCAUGCACCGUGUGUCAAACCAACUCUACUGAGGACCGAUUCGGACGAACUAAAAGAAUUCAUCUCUCGGGCAUCUCUGAAAUACAUUCUUCGCUUUUUGACUGGGCUGGCUACGAAACAUGAAGCUACUCAACUUGCUGUGGCCAAGGAUAUAAUCCCAAUCAUCCACCGUUUGGAACAGGUUUCUAGCGACGAACACGUUGGGUCGUUGGCUGAAAACCUACUGGAAGCUCUUUGCACCGAACCGGUAACAGCGAAACGUGUCCAGGAAGUUCGUGAUUUCACAAGGGCUGAGAAGAAACGCCUUGCUAUGGCUACCCGCGAAAAACAACUAGACGCCCUAGGAAUGCGGACGAAUGAAAAGGGUCAGGUCACCGCGAAGGGAUCAAUUCUGUCACAGAUAGAAAAACUGCGUGAAGAAACUGGUUUGGCGUGUUUCAUCUGCCGCGAAGGCUAUGCUUGUCAACCGAACAAAGUUUUGGGUAUUUACACAUUUACCAAACGAGCAAAUGUCGAGGAGUUCGAAAUGAAGCAGAAGAAAACGGUUGGAUACACCACGGUUACGCAUUUCAACAUAGUGCACGUCGACUGUCACAUGUCGGCCAUUCGAUUGGCCAGAAGCCGCGAUGAAUGGGAAAGUGCUUCACUGCAGAAUGCCAACACUCGCUGCAAUGGGCUACUACCAUUGUGGGGUCCAGAUGUCAGCGAAUCGUCCUUCUCAUCAUCCAUGGCUCGUCACAACAAUUACAUGCAGGAAUCUACUCAGCGCUGUGAAAUAACCUUCAGCAGUUCUAUCCAUGACUUGAAGCUUUUGUUACUUCGUUUUGCCCAAGAAAAAAGCUUCCACGAAGAUGCCGGAGGUGGUGGUCCACAAUCCAACAUGCACCUUGUUCCUUAUUUGCUGUUCUACAGUUUGUACACGCUGCUUUCAUCGCGUUCGUAUUCACGGGAGGAGAUGAUUCUUUCCGCUUACAUAACCCAUAAACCGUCGGAUCGUUGGUUGGAAUGCGCUUACGAGUCGGAAGGACCUCUCUAUUUGAUAACCAUGUCGCUAGCUUUGCACACCCCCGGAAUUUGGAAUCGAAACAAAUUGGCUCAUCUGAAACGAAUGAUCAGCAUCGGUCAUGCUCGUCACGUUAGUCCAAACACCAUCUGUAAGUUUGUGGCACCGAACGAUAAAUCCCAGAAGGACUACGUUGUCUACAAACCGUACCUGCUGAUGUGGGGUUUGGUAGAUUUGAUCUACAAAAACUUCUUCCGUACGGUGACUACCCCGAAGGAUGAGGAUUGGCCAAUUUCGUUAUUCGAUUACAUUCGCCGUAACGACGAAGCCAUGUUGAAACACGCCGAUGGAACCCUGGAAACGUUCACGGAAGAGUACGUACCGUGCACCUCGUUUGCAGAGUUUUGCGAUGUAGCUGGUCUUUUGGGUGACAUCGAAAAUCCCGAUGAAUGGAUCGACGAACUGUUGCAGUCCUUACCCUCACCCGGAACGACAUCAACUGCUGCAGGAUCGACUACGAAUACGGGCUCAGGAAGCACUGCGGCUGGUGGUACUACUUCGAACGCUUGAGUUUGGUCGCUUUUUGCAAGCAACGACGAAGAUGACGAUUGGUGAUGGUAAUGUAAUUGCCCUCAACGUAUAAUUGUUAUAACUUUUCAACUAUAUCCAUAAUCGCAUUAUAAUAAAUUCAAUACAAUUAAAGCACUGAUAGUAGCGAUGCUAAAUGAAUCGUAAUAAAACAGGCACCCUGUGUCUAGCAGCUUAAAAGCACUGACGAUAUAUCAAAUAUAACUCAAUAAAUAACCCGCAUUGUUGCAAUAUGUGUGAUUAAUGAAUUUCAAUACCCAUUCAAAUAAAUUAUCCAGCAAUUCAAA